This is a messenger RNA of Funneliformis caledonium, 183 nucleotides long. NCBI's taxonomy places the organism in Eukaryota, Fungi, Glomeromycota, Glomeromycetes, Glomerales, Glomeraceae. The record is from the annotation of a GenBank genome assembly.
AAGUUGACCAAAUCUCUGACACUACACCUCUGCCCCUUGAUAAAGGAAAAAAUAAAAAAACUGUAACAGUCACUGAAACUACAACUAACAACAAAAAAGAUGAAAUAAACGUCAACUGUCCCUCUAACACGUCUGAAAAUACUAUUAAUACUAUUUUAGUUGCGAUUGCUACGCCACUCCUCA